Messenger RNA from Monopterus albus (swamp eel), 873 nucleotides. RefSeq names its product collectin sub-family member 10 (C-type lectin) (gene colec10). The record is from RefSeq and is a predicted model, not a curated record. NCBI's taxonomy places the organism in Eukaryota, Metazoa, Chordata, Actinopteri, Synbranchiformes, Synbranchidae. Gene Ontology annotation, molecular function: growth factor activity. Gene Ontology annotation, biological process: ossification. Bases 1 to 873 code for a protein of 290 amino acids. The transcript is spliced from 7 exons.
AUGGCAAGAAGGUGCAGCAAAGAACUGUUGGUGCUCUGUGUGUUCAUGGCUGCGUUCAGCUGCAUUGCUGCAUCUCCAGACGUCUGCACCAGUUCCUUCCUGCCUGGAGCUAAAGGAGAUCUAGGUGAGGCUGGAGAUGAGGGAGAUCAAGGGAAACUGGGGAAGAAUGGACCACCAGGAUUUCCAGGAGUGUCAGGAGAGGCAGGGCUUAAAGGAGAAGUGGGCAACACGGGGAAGAGGGGACCUAAUGGAGACAAAGGCAACAAAGGCGAUACAGGUUUGGAUGGUCCUUCUGGUUUUAAAGGCAAACCAGGCACUACAUGUGACUGUGGCAGGUACAGGAAGGUGGUUGGACAGUUGGAUGUCAGUACAGGCAAGCUGAAGAACGCUGUCAAGUUUGUGAAAAAUGUCAUCUUGGGGCUGAAGGAAACAGAAGAUGGCUAUUACCUGCUAGUGAAGGAGCCCAAGAGGUUCAGAGAGGCUUCAAUGAACUGCAAACUAAAAGGAGGCACCCUGGCCAUGCCAAAAAGCAGAAACGCCAACCGCCUCAUGGCAGACUAUGUCAGUCAGGCAGGACUGACAAGAAUCUAUAUAGGAGUGCAGGCUCAAAACCAAGACACAAAUGGAACAAGUGGUUAUGUUUAUGUGGACUCCAGCCCCCUGCAGGGAUUUGCAGCCUGGAGUCAAGAGGACGAGCUAGAUUCCACAUUAUCUCCCACCACAAACUCCAGUUGUGUGGAGCUGCUCAGCACUGGAACAUGGGGUCAUGUGGAGUGUAACGCCACCAUGUUCUUCAUCUGUGAGUUUCCAAAGAGCAAGAGAAGAAGAGGAGGAGGAGGAGACAGAGGAACAUCUUCUCCUGCACCAUUAUGA